GCCAUUUUGUUUGACAUUUGUUUAGCUUUGUCUUAAAAUUUGUGAAUUAUCUGCAAAUAAACGCAAUUAUUUAUAAAUUUCUGUGAACAAAAAGUUUUCUUCAAAUAUUUUACGUUUAACUUUUAACACAACAUAUUAAAUCUUUUAGAUUAUGGGUGGAAAAUCGAUGGGACUACUGUACCGCUUUUUUAUUUCUGCGAUGCUAAUUCUUCAUUUGUUUUAUUAAUAAAGUGUUAAAAAUUAAGAUAAACAUUUGCAAAAAUGACUAAUGAGUGUCCUGAAUAGGCUCUAAUAGUGUUUUAAAUUCGAAAUGUUGAUAAAAGCUGUAAAUCAAAAAGGCGCGAAGUGUAGCUUGGGUUGUUAAAAUUGCAAGUAAAUUGUGUUACAGAAAUAAACUCGCAAAUGUUACAAUGAAACAAAGAUAUUUAUACUGCGAGUGGUGCUUACCGGCAAUUUUUGUGUGUGAUUAGUUAUUAAUGCAAGACUUAUGUGUAUUUACUACAAAUAAAAACUUUCUAUUUGUCAAUUGAGUUCAUGUUAAGUUUUCUUCUGAACUUGCGAUGCGGUUAAGAAGUAGAAAAAGGGAGCGACAGCUCUCGGGCAAUAGAAGUUCACAAAAAAUUACAAAAUUUAAAAAGAAACCUAUCAAGCCAUUGCCAAAACCUGCAUUGGCUUGGACCAAAAUUGUAAAGCAAGAAACUGCCAAUAAUGGCAUAUCGACAAACAACAAACAGUUUUGUGUUACUAGGUCUCAAAAUAUAAAAACCAGACCAGUAAGAACUAGACAAGUUAGAAGCAUGGAGAAGCCAGUUGACACCACGCACAAAGGUAAAAUUAAAUACAAAGAUAGCACAAAGAAACCAAUCUUUCAAACUGUUGUACGGAGUACUACUAAAGAAUUGGUCAGCUCCUCCACUACUUUUAAAAAUCUUAAAACAACCCAGAAUGAUAAAAUCACUACAAUAAGCAAAACUAAAGAUGUCCGCACAACUAAAAGUGCACAGUUACGACACAGCUCAUUGAACCGUGAACUAAAAAAGACUGAGGUUACCACAGCUAUAAAUUCUCCAAGGAAAACUAGGCGAAUGGACAAACCUGAUAAGUCUGCAUCGUUGAAUAGUUCUCCAAUCAGGAAAGUUCGUCAAAUGGGGGUUCCAUCACCAAAAUCAACUAAAGUCAGUUCAACUAAUGAAAGUCCUAAGAAAAAAGGAAAGGGCAGAGCCCCAGUUUUUCCUGAAAAUGGUAAUUGGAAUGAAGAUAAUGAUAUUACUAUGUAUGAACCUCACACAACAUCAUUUGUAGAUUUCCCAUCACCCAAGUCAGAUGAAUCAGAUUCUGAUGGUCAUGUUGAAUCUUCAGAGCUAUGUCUUCCAAAUGAUUGCUUGAAUGAUUUUAUUGCUAUUGCCGAAUGUGCUAGUCUUAUGAAUGAUAACUUAGAAACCGAAGAUGAAGUCAACUUCUUAGCUGACAAAGCAGCAAGGGUCAUGACUACAGAAAGAGAUGAAACAAAGAAAACUUUGAGAACGAAUUCUGUUGAAAAACGUCUCACCAAAAGGAGAAAAUCUAGCAAUGAUUUGGAGAUGUACCAACCAACAUCAACUACAGACGAUCUGGAUACCUGUACCAACUUUUUAAGCAACGGGGAUAAAUAUGUACAGCCGGAUUUUGUCACUAUGCUAGAACAAGAGGGUUAUGUUCGUGAUUCAGAAUGCGAAAUAUCAUCUACAUGUGACACACAAGGAACAGCUAUAGAGAGUUUAGAGGCACUCUCUGCUCGUAGUCCUAGUUCCGGGUUCUUGGCUGAAAUUAGUCAGAGUUUGGCUGCUGAAGCUGCUGGAUGGACUGCCUCUGAUAUAGCAGCAGACGAAGCUUCACUAACAUGUCAUGAUGAACAAUCGCCUUCAGAUAUUGAGUUACAGGAGGAGGCAGGUGAUGUAAUAUCGUCUUGUAGCAACCGUGUCGACUGUGAACAGAUAUCCUCGUGGGUGGAUGCAUUUGAUCCUUACUUGUUCAUCAAGCAGUUACCGCCUCUCGAAACAGUAGCGACAGGUGCAUUGAGAGCACGGUAUCCCGCUCUACCAUUGAAAACUAGAACCAGCCCCGACUUUAGCUUGGUACUAGAUUUGGAUGAAACCCUGGUGCACUGUUCUCUCCAAGAGUUACCAGAUGCCAGUUUCCACUUCCCUGUAUUGUUCCAAGACUGUCGUUACACUGUUUUUGUCCGCACUCGGCCUCACUUUGCCGAGUUCUUAUCCCGGGUGUCUCGUUUAUACGAAGUCAUACUAUUCACUGCCAGCAAACGAGUGUACGCAGACAGACUACUCAAUUUAUUAGAUCCAGCGAGGAGGUGGAUCAAAUACAGAUUAUUCCGAGAGCAUUGCCUGCUGGUGAACGGUAAUUACGUCAAAGAUUUGUCCAUACUUGGUCGCGAUUUGAGGAAGACUGUCAUUGUGGAUAACAGCCCACAGGCAUUUGGAUACCAAUUGGAAAACGGUAUACCCAUAGACAGUUGGUUUGUGGAUCGCAGCGACAAUGAGCUACUCAAGUUGCUGCCAUUCCUAGAACAUUUAGCUACUGUAAGUAAACUACUAAUCUACUACUUAAAGCCAUUAAAACUACCAUUUAAACUACAGUAGGUACUUGUUAGGCAGUGUUGGGCAAAAUUUUAUUGUAAUUGACAAUAAGGAAUGUGCAUCUGAUUAAAAAAAUAAUUAAAUAUACUUUAUUACGAUCAUUAUUGUUAUAGGAUAAAGUCUAUGUUAAUAUUUUUUAACAUAAAUUCGUUUUCGUCUUAAAAAUAAUUAUAAAAAAGUGUAUAAAAAUGCGGUAACUUCAAAAUAUCGUAUCGCCAUGCUACUUGUCAGAGCGGAUGUGACGAAAAUGUACAUGUUUGUACAAAAAGUUGACAUCGAUGCAAUAACAUCAAUAUUAUGUCGCAAUAUAAACACCAGAUUACAAUUUAAAUGAUGUUGUGGGCUUAAUUUUAUUUCAUCAAAUUGGUAAACUAUCGUAUAUGAUUUAUUAAAAAAGUCUUUUAUACUUUAAAAAAUCGAUUAGUUAUUAGUCGAUUUGAGUAAUUGAAUAAUAAUCAAUCACUCAAAAUCCUAAUAUAAUCAAUCGGUCAUAUCUCUAGUCGUGUUGUAUUUGUACUUUGACGUCACAACAAGAGCGCCAAAUAUUCCGGGUUUAAACUGCUCGUAGCUAUUACUUAUUUUCAUCAAUUAUUAAUGUUACAAAAUUUUAGUUUUUCGGUGCCGGAUAUUUUUUUACAGUUAUAUAUCAAUGUAAAUUAUCAUAUAAAAACAUUUUCCAAAAAUAUGCAUAUUCCCUAUUGAUUAACUGUCAAUUGCAAAAUAAAAAUUAACUAUUUAUUAUUUUGCUGUAACAAUUAAUAAUUGAUUAACUAUGACAUUUCAAGUAACAAUUAAUUAGUUCUUAAUUUUUAGUUUCAAUUAAAAAUUAAUCUAUUGUAAAUUGUUCAUUAUUCUUGUUUUUAAAUUUUAAUCAAGUUAAAACAUUGUAAAAGAACUGAUAUAAGAUGGAGUGGUGGCACAAGGCAAACUUCCGUAGGGUAAACUUAUGAUCUGGCAAAGUCAUCAACCUUUGGUUUCAAGACUUGCAUGAAUCGCACGCCCUUAUAAAAUGUAUGACGAAUCGCAAGUGUCACAAAUUUCCUCGACGUUGAAUUACAUGUACGUACUCAUGUUCUGAGAUAACGCUUCAAAUGAAUGAGGUCGGUCGAACGCUCGAUCUGCUUUAGAUUUUCUGUUCAGUAAAAUCGAGGAGCGAUUCAGUUGCGCAAUCUUACCAUGACAUUAAAAUAUAUUCAAUUUGACAAAAUAUAUGUCAAUAUCCUCCUAUAUAAAUAAGUAAAAAGCUCUAUGGUGUAGUGUUUAAGCGCGUUUGAGAUGACCGCAAGGGCCGGUAAUCGGAUGGAUGGUAAAAUUUUUUGGCGGAGCGAUUUAGGAUAACUACGCGUAUUCGAAUACUGGAUAUUAUAAGAUUGCUUUCAUCCAUUAAUUAAACCAUCAUUUAGUACCACCAACCCUCAUUGGGACCUACUUGCGAGCCCAGUUGGGAAUGCUGGGUGGAUUAGCUCGAUGCUGAAGUAGUUCGCGAAUUUGAUCUGCGAUGGCGCAUGUUAAAUGACGUUGCAAAGACUGGCAAUCGGAUGGGUGGUUUAUACGAUACUGAACAAAUCAUAGAAAAAAAAGCCAUAAAGACAGAAAGAACCAC
This is a messenger RNA of Diatraea saccharalis (sugarcane borer), 4236 nucleotides long. The record is from the annotation of a GenBank genome assembly. NCBI's taxonomy places the organism in Eukaryota, Metazoa, Arthropoda, Insecta, Lepidoptera, Crambidae.